AUGAUUUAUAACCGCGAAAACGUUGCCCCAGUGCCGAAUGUAGACCUUUUGACAUUUCUAUUCGAGAACCCAGCUUGCCGGGCGCAAGAAAACACACCUGUCCACGGUGAAGCCCAUGAUCCAAACUACGUCAUUACAAAAGCGCAAGCCCGCGACAUUACCAAGCAGUUCGCUCAUUUCCUGCGUCACAACUACGGCAUAGGGAGCUCUGGGCCAGAUAAAGAUGUUGUUGUUACCGUCUCUACCGGCCAGAGCGCAUUGCCAUGCUUGUUCUGGAGUGUAGUCGGUGCUGAAGGCAUCUACUCAGCAGCAUCGCCGGCGAGUACUCCACCUGAUUUGGCCAGACAAAUCAAGGAUGGGCCAGGUAAGGUGCUAGUUUGCAGCGAAGAUCUUCAAUCACUAGGCGAAGCGGCGGCCAAAGCUGCUGGUCUUCCGUCACGGAACGUUCUCAUUCUGAAGUCCUACCCGCGAGUCGAGCUCUACAGCGUCGAUGGCUCAGUCAAGUGUGACUUUAGACAGAGCCUCGAAUGGCCGAGGAUAACAGAUCAGACUGAGCUGGAGAAUCGGACAAUUUGUAUCCUGUAUUCUUCAGGCACGACAGGCUUGCCGAAAGGCGUGCGCGUUUCUCACACAAAUAUGAUUGCUGAAUCUGUACUUCCGUCGCACCAAAAUCGGCCGGUAUUCGAGAAAUGGGACAAAGAAGGCCGGCCAUUCGAACCCCGGACUCUAGGCCAUCUCCCGACUGCGCACAUCGCCGGUGUGCAAGGAUAUUUCGUCAACCCAUUCUACGAAGGCAGUUGCGUAUACUGGAUGCCCAAGUUCAAUUUCGAUGACUUCAUCAAGUACUGCAAAGAGCUCAAGAUUACCUUCUUCUUCAGCGUGCCCCCAAUUUACAUGGCCAUCGCGAAGCAUCCAGCCGUGAAGGACCAGCUGAAGCACCUCCGGUUUGCUAUUAGUGGCGCGGCACCGCUGAAUGGCGAAACACAAGAGGCUGCAGGGAAGAAACUACCGACUGAUGCGUACAUCUCGCAGAUUUGGGGAUUGAGCGAAAGUACCGGUACAGUGACGAAUUUGCCGCCAGAUAGGUCGCCGAUCAACAGUGCUUUGGGAUACCUGCUCCCCAACAUUACACUGAGAUUGGUAGACGAUGACGAAAAAGACGUCAAGCCUGGAGAGGCUGGGGAAGCAUGGUUAAAGGGCCCAAUGAUCACCAAAGGCUACCACAACAAUCCGGAAGCAAACAAGGCGUCAUUCAGCAUGGACGGCUGGUUCAAAACGGGCGACAUCUUGCGCGUGGAAAAGGGUCAGCUGUACAUUGUUGACAGAAAGAAGGAACUCAUCAAAUACAAGGGUUUACAAGUCGCCCCUGCUGAGUUGGAGGGUGUUCUCAUCGCGCACCCUGCCGUCAUGGAUGCCGCAGUAAUUGGAAUAUCCAAAGAUGGAAACGAACUACCGAGAGCAUACGUGGUUAUUGCACCGCCUGCAAAGGGCAAGGUUUCGGAAGAAGACUUGAAGCACUAUGUCAAGAAUCAGGUUUCACCGUACAAGCAGUUGCGAGGCGGUGUUAUUUUUGUUGAUGAAGUGCCACGAAGCCCGUCUGGAAAGAUUUUGCGCCGACAAUUGAGAGAUUUACAGAAGAGAGAGGACAAGCAGUCUAAGCUGUAA
This is a messenger RNA of Pochonia chlamydosporia 170, 1665 nucleotides long. Its product is annotated as 4-coumarate-CoA ligase 2a. Bases 1 to 1665 code for a protein of 554 amino acids. Lineage: Eukaryota; Fungi; Ascomycota; Sordariomycetes; Hypocreales; Clavicipitaceae. Gene Ontology annotation, molecular function: CoA-ligase activity. The transcript is spliced from 5 exons. The record is from RefSeq and is a predicted model, not a curated record. Gene Ontology annotation, biological process: secondary metabolic process.